CGCCCUCUGCGUUUGGAGCGGCAGGUCGAAUAGCACUGUGGGUAAUAUUCAUGGCGGACGUGGAGCGAAAGAGUGUUUCGAUAAUAUGCUGGCAUUUUUAAUUCCUAUUUCAAUUCAUCGAAACUCCGCUUUGAUAUUCAAUAACAACGUUUUUGUCACGGGAAUCAAAUAUCCCUGAAUCUUCGUGGGUCAUUUUAAACUACAGUUUUCCAACAUGGCUUCAGAUACUAAUUUCAUCCCGCCUAUGUUAUCUUCCUCACCACCACCAUUGGACGAUGGACCAGCAUUUGAUUGCGACACUGAUGACGACGAUGACUUUGGUGGUUUCAUCAAAGCCGGUUUAGAUGAAGACAUAUCCCCUCAGGGUGACAAUCAUUUUAAACCAAUACUUGACAAUGAUAUAGGGUAUUAUACUUCUCCACCUCCCGUCACUAAUGACCAUUCUGACAACUUUAGCGGCGAAGAACAAGGAUUCAUAGAUUAUUCAAAUGGUGGUGGGGUAGCUGACGAUGUUGUCAGAUCUGAGCCACUUCGUGUUGGUCCCGAAAAUAAGCGAGAUAGCAUAGACAGUAAUGACUCUAUUGAAAAAGAACCCAGGUCAGCCAGCCAGUUAAGUUCUGACAGAAAGACCCUAAACUCUGAUAGUAACUAUUAUUCAUUCUCUAGUCCUGAUACACUGUCUCUACAAAGUCCUUCUGAUUGUCAGAUUCCUAGUACUGUUAUACCCGAAAAUAAGAAAACGCCACAGUCAGAUGAAAAUGAUGCAGAAAAAAAUGAUGAUUUUGGAGAUUUCAGGACUACUGAUAGCAUGGAGGAUAGGACACAGGAAGAUUUCAACUCAGGAGAAGGUAAUUUUGAACAAGCUGAAAUUCAGGAUUGCAGCUCGGAGAAACCUAAAACCAAUGUGUUACAGUUAGCAGACUCUGAAUUGGGAGAAAUUUCAUUUACAGCUGGUAAUGAGAAUUGCCAGCCAGCAUUCAAAGACACUGUUGAUGAUAACGUCAGUGAACAUAAACCUGGAGAAGGUGAUAAAUUUGGGCAUUUUUCAGAGGCCACAGAAUUUGCAGAUUCAAAGUCGUCUUCACAGGAUGAUCUAGAUCUUAGAACUGAUAGCGCUCCAGCAUUAGAUACUGUUGAUAAUAAUUUUAGUACUUUCAAAAAUCAAAGUGAUGAUGAAGGAGACUUUGGAGCAUUUGGUGAAAUAACAUCGCACACUGAUGGGAGUUGCACCUCUGCGCCGGUGGAAAGCGAUGAAUUUGGAGCAUUUAGUGAUUCCACUGUCAAUACAAACAAUAAUAAUGAGCUUGAAAAUGGAGUUGAUGUGAUAGGUGAUACUGAAAAGCAUGGUGAUGAUGAAGGAUUUCAAGCAUUUUCAGAACACACACCGGAAUUUCCUACUUUCAAAUCUGAUGACUGGAGUGCAGAUUUUGGUGAGGCAAAGCCAUCAGUUUCCCACUCUGCAUCAUCAACUGGUGCAGAAUCUGAGGACUUGGUAAAGAGUAAAAUAGAUGAGUCUGGGUCAAAUGAUUCUGAUGAUUUUGGUGAUUUUGGCGAUGCUAAACCAGUAGAUGACCACCAGUUUGCAUCAUUUUCUUGCCCACAUGACGAUGGAGGUGAUGACGAUUUUGGUAAUUUCAGUGAUGUCAAAAACACAGGACCGAAUGAUUCUGAUGAGUUUGGUGAUUUUGACAGUGUUAAAGUUGAUAAAGAUGAUUUCGGGGAUUUUAGUUCUUCCGCUGUUCAUCCGUCAACUUUGAAAGACUUUUCUGUAAAUGAUGACGACUUUGGUGAUUUUAGCGUUUCUACAGCACCAACAGUUGAACAUGAUGUGACUUCCACCACUGAUGAGUUUGGUCACUUUGAGGAUUCAAAUCAAACUCCUAAUGCUUCUGAUUCAUCUGAAAACAAAUUAACAACAUCAGCGACAACACUGUCAAUUUCAGGGAAUAAACUGGAUCGUGUGUUUUUGGCAUGUUUUCCUCGAGUGGAAAAUGUAAUGCAGACAGACCUGGUUAUUGACUUAUUGUUGGACUGUGUUAAUAAAGUGAAAGAGAAACAGACAGAAGCUCCAGCACAGAAAUCAAAAAAGGACAGAAAUAGCAGAAAGGAGGAGGCUGAUUUGAAUAUAUGGAAUCAUUUAAAGGACAUAGAGAAGACACAUGCUUUGAGUUACCAAUGGACAGGAUCCAAUAAUGAUAAAACAUUAAUGAAAUCAUUAGGAAUUGAUACAAGAAAUAUUUUAAUGUCCAAGAAAACAACAUCUUCAAUUCCCAUCUAUGCCAGCAACUUGACCCUUCUGCAGCCGAGUAAAAUUGGGGAGAAGGAUGAAAAACCUGAAAGUGAAGACAAAGAAGAGAUAAAUAAGGACACAGUUCUACCUCAGGAAGCCCUACCACAAGUAGAGUUUGAUUGGAGUAGUAGUGGACUAAUUAAUCCUCUAGAUGCAAACAGUCUUAAUUUGGACUUCUUUGCUACUGAAUUAUCUUCCAACAAAAAGACUAACACCAAGACAAGAUCAGGAUUAGAUGAUGAACUUCUAGGCUUAGAAAUUGACACUAUACCAAUGCCACCAACGGUGAAACCAACUGCCAAGCCAUUUGCCGAUAUACUCUCUAACAUUACAACAUCAAUGGUGAAAAAACCAAGUAAAAGGGAUGCUAAUCUCAGUGAAGAAGCCAACAGUAUACUGGAUAGUCUACCAAACUUGGAUUUCAUGCAUGCUAAAGUUCUAAUGUUUCCUAUCAAGGUUUCUAAUAGCAGUGGUAGUCUAAGCCCAGUGUGAUUCCACCAG
Molecule: messenger RNA, 2791 nt
Organism: Saccoglossus kowalevskii
Lineage: Eukaryota; Metazoa; Hemichordata; Enteropneusta; Harrimaniidae
Biological process (GO): intracellular transport
Cellular component (GO): AP-1 adaptor complex; trans-Golgi network membrane
Molecular function (GO): clathrin binding
Source: RefSeq, a predicted model, not a curated record